AUGUCUCAUCCGAGCACAUUACAGCUUGUUCGCCAACAAAGCAUCGAUCAUCAGCUCAUUUACAUGAUCUUCCACCGACUAGUCAAUGAAGGCGAUGUCGCCCAGGCGCUCGAUGAACCGAAGACAACGCUCGACCAUUUCUUCAAAUUAGGCAUAUCCUAUUGCUUUUCUCUUCGUGAAGAUGAUCUAAGCAGUGUGAUCAAUCUCACUCCACCGCCCUAUCACCUGGCAUUGUUACAGAACAUGUUCUGUGCGGCGCUCGUUCUGGGGAAUGCAUCCGUUUUGAAGGUUGUUCUGAACAUUGACCGAGUGGGUCUUCCACAUCGACCUCUCCCCCUAGCAGGUCCCCAUAUAUAUCCAUUGGAGUUUGCGGUCCACAAAGGACACCUUCAGGCGACGCAAACUCUUCUAGAUCAUGGCGUCGACCCUAACCGAGAUAAGAUCCCAUUUCUCCUGCACAGUAUUGGCACAUGGCAUCCAAUAAAACAGCAGGAUUCUGCAGCAACGGUCGGGAUCAUGCGUCUGUUGAUUAACAAUGGUGUGGAACUCGAUCCUGGGUUUGCUGCGGGCCGCAUGUAUCAUUGCGACAAGAGUGAACUGUUGUUACUAGUCGAUCAAUGCUUGGACAAGAGCUUCAAGACAUUCUUCCAGCAGGGCGGUUUGCCUACAUUCCUGGCUCGAAACGACUGGGACGAUUCAUUCUCUACGGCACUAGAAUCCAUACUAGAUCGAGCAUUCUCAGACGGGAUCGAUCAACAAUAUGUUUGGAAUUCAGUAUUAUCGCAAUCACUGUCUUGGGCAGUACUACGCAGCCAUACGUCGGCAGUCUGUAUUCUACUCACCAGACAGGUACAACCCGAUGUCAGGUGCUUGGUCAGUGCUGUUCAAAGUCAGAAUUUAGGAAUUUUCGAAGACUUCCUAAAUCAUGGUCUGGACCCGAAUGCUAGAGUGCCGCCACACCAAAACGGGAAUUUUCAUGAAGGGCUCCAUCAGGACCUGUCUGGUACUGCUUUGAGCGAAUCGAUCAAGGACCCUUCUAGAGGAGCAUUCAGAAUUCUUAAAGCGCAAGGAUUUAUACCAAAACUGGUUCAGCAACCGGCUGGCUUUGCACCUUCUCUUAUAGCAGCAUGUGAAGUUGGCGACAGCCUCCUUGUCGAAGAGCUUCUGGCAUUACAGAUUUGUCUGAGGAGGCAGGCAAACAUACAGAACGCUCUUUUAGCUGCCAUUAGAGGAAAUCACCAUGAUAUCACCAGAAAGCUUCUCUCUGCAGGCAUCAAACCGACAACGUCGUCUAUCAUCCUCGCGAUCCAAAACAGGCAACUAGCCGUUGUCAUGCAGCUCAUCAGAUAUUUAGACCUACGGGAAGUACCCUUAGCAAAGGCUUUUGCUGACCAAGUCAUCAUUCUUGAAGCUUUGCGAUGGGGCGAUCAAACAGUUAUCCAAUAUGUACUUCGGGCAGGGCAUCCUGUCAACAUUUAUGGUACAAUACUGACGAGAAAGCUCGAGGACUGGAGCAUACCGCCAAAGCUACGGCCUAUACGCUUUAAAAGUUGGAUUGUUACACCUCUGAGCACUGCCAUCCUGAAGGGAAAUCCAACAGCAGUGGAAGCUUUGUUAGCUCGUGGCGCGGAUUACUGUCCUGUCUCCCACACCAGUAACGGGCAUGACCUAACGCCGCUGGCCGCUGGCGCGGUCAGAAACAACCUUCCUUUGCUCAAAGAACUAUUGCGCAUAGGAGCAGAUCCUUUCGAUAACUGUGCCCUUUUUGUAUCUGCUGUGCUAGAACGGGAAGAUGUUAUCACGUUGCUGGUUUCUGCUUUCAGAACCCGAUACCCGGACGGAGCACGAGAUUUUGGCUCGGACGCACUCUUCCAUAUCAUAAGGCACGGUAAUAUACGGCUGCUUUUGCUUCUUGCUAGAGAUGCCGAUCUGACUGGGCGCAUCGCAUUAAAUCAGGAAUUUAACCUGGAUACUCUGCCACCACUUGUGUAUCAAGCUCGGCCUCUACCUCGGCCUCGAUUAGUGUAUCCAGAUUCGUAUCCACCUCCACCUUCACGUCCUGCUCUUAGUGCCCUCAAUGAGUUUACAAGUCCACUCGGCGAAGUAAUACGUUUCCACUCUGCAAGCGGUAGUACUGAUGAAGUGCUUGACCUUAUCUUACCUUUGGUCACGGACAUCAACGCUGUUAUCCAUGGAAUUCUCAAUCAUGGUAGCAUGACUUGUCUACUUUACGCUAUCGCCCUGGAUUCAUUGAAGACUGUUCGGAAACUGUUUCAAAACGGUGCGAAUAUAACACUACCAGCCGAAUGGGGAAUUCCGCGAACGCCAUUGCAGGCAGCAGCUCAAGUUGGGAGCAUGGAUAUUGUAAAGUAUCUCCUAGGCAAAGGUGUCUGUUCAAACGAGCCUCCGGCACCUCAAGCAGGUGCGACAGCACUCCAAUUAGCAGCGAUCGCAGGAAACGUUGGUAUCACAACGAUUCUGCUGGAUGCGGGCGCCGAAAUCAACGCGAAACCAGCUCCUUUCGACGGAAGGACUGCAUUUGAAGGCGCCGCAGAACAUGGACGGAUCGAGAUGAUGCUCUUCCUCGUACAUCAUGGCGCAGAUCUCCUUGCAAACGGCAACGAACAGUACCGACGUGCUGUUGAGUUCGCGGAAGACAAUUUGCAGUAUGCUGCGAAAGAGCUGGCAGAUGAGUUAUUUUCGAAGGCUAUGGCAAACCGCGAAACAAGCUUCAUUGAUCCAGGUACAAAUGGGUGGACUGGAUUCGCCAUGACCGACUUCGAGAGUUUCUUCCCCCAUGCGGAAGGGGCUUGA
Molecule: messenger RNA, 2814 nt
Organism: Alternaria atra
Lineage: Eukaryota; Fungi; Ascomycota; Dothideomycetes; Pleosporales; Pleosporaceae
Exons: 1
Coding region: 1-2814 (937 amino acids)
Molecular function (GO): protein binding
Source: RefSeq, a predicted model, not a curated record